Wasmannia auropunctata (little fire ant) is the source of this 13085-nucleotide messenger RNA. RefSeq names its product serine/threonine-protein kinase SMG1 (gene nonC). NCBI's taxonomy places the organism in Eukaryota, Metazoa, Arthropoda, Insecta, Hymenoptera, Formicidae. The record is from RefSeq and is a predicted model, not a curated record. Bases 1417 to 12285 code for a protein of 3622 amino acids. The transcript is spliced from 17 exons. Gene Ontology annotation, molecular function: protein binding; protein serine/threonine kinase activity. Gene Ontology annotation, biological process: phosphorylation; negative regulation of macroautophagy; TOR signaling. Gene Ontology annotation, cellular component: nucleus; TORC1 complex; TORC2 complex.
GAGCUAGUAGAGAAAUGAGAAUUAUAUUUAGCUUGGUUUAGUUUAAUCUACUUAUUGGCAAAUUAUUCAAACUGCUGUUGGCAUUGCUGUUGGUUAACCGUCGACGCCGACGAGGUAUUAUUAAAGACGAACGGCCAAAGACAAAUUUUUCUUUAAACUCAAGUGUGCCCCCCGGGGAUAAUAGAAUUGAUAUUACCAGUCGAAUAUCUAUACAGAAAACCAAUCAGAAAAUUGCAUUUUGCUACCAAGUGCUACACUUGCUAGUACUCGAUACAUAGCUAAAUGCAACUUCUGAUUGGUUUCUGCCUUUCCAUGCGUAAAUGUGAAUCCUCUCCCUUAGGGCCUAUCCCCAGACCAACUUGCAUGCAAAAUUAUUCAAUCGAUUCAAUUCAAUUACAAAAACACACGUAAAAUGCGAUAAUUUUUUAAAUGCAUAUGAUUAUGCAGCUAUGUAAGUUUGUUUGGAUAGGUCCUUACUACAUACUUUCAUUGUAGGCGGCCUUAAUCUUUCGCGCAGCACUAAAUUGUCCAAUCCUCUUCAGAUGCCGCGGCAACAUACGACGCAGUAGCCAAUCGUUCAACAGGAGCCACUCAGAUUUCUUCUAAAAGAAAACGAAGUAGCGAUUGGUUAUUGCGUGGAUCAACAUGUUAUAUUAUUCCCUAGCAAUGCCGAGCUGUUUCACGUGUAACUUUAGCUAAAUAAAUUUAAAACGUUAUUAAGGAAAAUUUUUACAGUUUGUGGAAUAUAUAUGUAGGCUUGAAAUUCAUUGAAAUCACGCUUAACUACGACGGUUAAGAGCGAGAUAAGAUAUCAGAUAAAAUAUUAUCAUUGAUGAUCGAGAAAACAGAUAAUUAUUUUAUUUUUAGAGAGCUUAAGCUUCUACUCUCCUCCACUUUUCGCCCUUUUCGGCCGAAUCGAACGGAAAUGAAAAUUCUCUAGAAGAAAUGUAUAUGUGUGUAUGUAGUACAUACAAUACGUGCACAGUUGCACACCGACAAUCUAGAGGAUAAAAAUCUGUGGCAGUCAUUGAAUGUGCCCUCUCAUAACCUCCAAGUCUGUAUUUUCGCAUUUGUAUCUUCGCGAGAUAAUACGAAGCGACAAGUUUGCUAGCCUUAUUCGGAUUCUGCACAGCCAAUUGUUCAUUCACACUUAGAGAUUUAAUCGAGAUCGGUAAGAGUAACAAGUAAUUUUUGUAAAUUGAAAUGCUUUUCUUAGAAUUUCAGGAGCGAGGAGAAGGAGGGUAACGCGUUAUCAGCAACAGAUGCUGCUUGCACACGAAAGACCGCGUCAACACACCGUACAGUCAAGAAUGCGAUCAAUGCUUUAUAAAUUCGCCAAGAUUCGAACUAGAAAUCACCACAAGUUAUACAUCCAUAUAAAGUGUGGGUCAUGCAGACCACUUGCAGAGUAAUGUAAUGAAUAGCUGUGGGAACUCUAAUACUAGCACGAGGCUACGUGGUUCCAAGUGUGUCGAGACUCAAGACGAGUCUAUAAAUCAGGGAGGGGAAAUAGAGAAAGAGGACAUUGGCGUGAUAAGUGAUUACAGUGUAAAUGACCUUAAUGUACCACGCAGCACCUUGGUCAUUUGUCAGCGAAACUCCAACUACUCUUCAGAUCACAGCUUUGCUAGAUUUAAGCCAAGACUUAGCGGUGUUCCAAGAAAUGAAUUUCGAAUGGCGCGUGGCGGCAGCUCUUCAGAUCGUGCCAGAGGUGGAACACGUGGGAGAGCUUUUAAAAAGACACUUAAUGAUCGCGAAUCAAAUUCAGAGUCUAGCUAUCACUCUACAUCUAGACCCAAGUUUCAAGAAUCGUUGAAAAAUCAUGAGAAUGCGCAGGGCAAAUAUUAUGACGAUAAAAGAAUAAAUGAGGACUCGAGAAUUUCCAAGCUUUUACGGCGAUUGUGUCGCGAAGAUGAUUAUGAUCAUCUCAUGGUACUUUGCAAACAAGUGCAGGAAGGUAUCGUCGCACCUGAAAAUCAACGAUAUAUACGACGGAACUUGGAGACUAUCUGUGAAAGUCUGUUAGAUUUCUUGCAUUCUGGUCCUAGUCAGGAGGCAAAGCAGCAGGUUGCAAAAUGUUUGGGGCGAAUUGGAUAUGUGGUAGAACAAGAUUUUAAAAGGUAUAUGGACUGGAUCUUUAAUAAAUACUCGUUGGAGCAUAAAGAUGAUGUGAAAUGCCUAUUAAUGAAGUCACUUAUCGAGACGCUUAAGAUGGAUUCUGAGAUAUCCAAAUUAAAAGAAUUCUCCGUGCCGAUGAUGUCUCAAGUACAAUCAAUAUUAGAAAAUGUCGAUAGAGCAGACUUAUUAGUGGCGACUGUGGAUGCUAUAUUACUCAUCAUAGAUUCCUAUCCAGAGACGUUUACAAACCAUUUUCGCGAUACGGUAGACAUACUUGUGGGUUGGCACAUUGAUUCCACGCAACAAAAGUCAGUUGUCGUUUACGCGAGCCGAUGUUUGCAAAAAUUGCGCUCGUUUUGGAUAGCGGACCUGCAGUUUACUCUGACGUUACUAGGCCAAUUCUUGGAGGAUAUGGAGAGUUAUGACGAGGAAUUAAAUUUACCCGAAUCUGGUCGUACUUCACCUGGCGAUGACGGAUCCCCGACACCGAGAGAAUGUAUUCUGCGGAUUACAUCAUUAAUAUCCGUCUUUAAUACAGUAACGAAGAGCAUAGCCGAGCAUUUAAAUCCGAAUCUUGCACCCAACGUACAAUGGUCUUUUCUAACGAAUUGUUUAUCGAAGAUGCUAAAGACCGUUGUUAAAACGAUCGAAUUGGAAGAAGAAACUGAUACUUGGCUCAAAAUAGUCAAUACGGAAAAUUUGAUGAAAUAUAUAAGAAACAUGAGCUCGUCGCAAAAACAUGUCGAGAUGCUUUCCAAAUAUUUUAGUAAAGACGAGAUUACCGAGGAAAAUCUUAUUAAGAUGAUGAAGUCACUGGCUAUAAAUAAGAUAAAUGACAAGAAGAAUUCUAAAAAAAUAGCUUCUGACAAAGAAAACGCUUUGCCUUUGUCCAAGGAAAAAGAAGAGUUACUAAUGAAUGUAUUGCGAUCGAUGGAACCGAAAGUGAAACAGAUUGAAAACUUGUCAGAAGAAAAGGAAGAAUUGAUCGUAGUCGCGAAUGAAUGCGCCUUCUUGCUCCUUGGUCAUCUUCAGAGUCGCGUAGCAAAGAACCACGAGCUCCUCUAUAAAUUUAUCGAUCUUCAAUUACAGAGAGUUAAUAUUUUUUGGGACGAUACUAUUAUUUCCAUGUUGGGCAUCAUAUCAAAAAUAAUAAAGGAGGUAUCCGCGAACUUACCAUUGGAAUUGGUGCACACGUUGCUCGGCAAGAAUUCGACGUUGCUGAAAUUAAGAUUCCGAAAUUCCAUUACCAUUCAAAACGCGAGUCUCGGGGUAUAUCACAGUCUUCUAAGCCUGAAGAAUAUUCCACUAUUGCAGGAAUCUUAUCGCUAUAUAUUAGCGGAUUUGGAGAUCGCUUACAGGCUUAUACUACCUGAUAUGGCUGUCUUGGUCGUAGACAAUCCGUUAAACGAUUUGAGAUACACGAAAGGUGACGUUGAGAUUGUAGUUACAUUCGUGCUACGUGCGCUUUCGGACAUAGCAAACGCAAGUAAUUCGAUUAUCGGAAUGUGGGCCUUGAAGCCCAGUAUCUUGGAACUUCUCGCAGUUAAGUUAAAACCAUACGACACUGCACUGUCUACGGCGAGUCCGUUUUUGCAAUAUAAUAUUCUGCAUCUGCUCUAUUCACAUUGUUCCAGGUACAACCACUUCGUUCCAAGCUCCAGUUUGAUAACAGGUACCACCGUUUGUCGCCCGAUGGAUAUGUUUCCCGGGACUUUGGAUGUACCAACCACGUCACCAGCCAGUGGCCAUUUGUCUAUAAUUCUCAAUUUGAUAGCAAAGACAUACAACAAGAAUACGCCCGCAUGCACUUUGCUCCUUUUGUCCACUUGGUUGCAAGAGAUUUGCGUACAGUCCGAAAAAUAUAUCGGAAUCUUGAGCGAAACUCAGGAGUGCCAAAGUAUCAUUGCGAGUUUAAUCGAUUGCGGCGCUACGACCAAUGACGAGAUCGCAAGCGCGGUAUGCAAUCUCUUCGAAAUGUUAAUGACCGCGAAGAAUGUCAUGUGGAAACAAGAGACUUAUUCGAGUAUCGUGGAUCUAGCGAUGUUGCAUUUGACCUCGUGCAACAAAAGGAUCUGCGAAAAAUACGGCGCCCUGCUAAUGUGUAUGCCCGUUAAUAUUGUCAUAUCGAAAUUAAACAAACAGUAUUUAUUUUCAGACACCAAGAAGGUACGAGAGAUUGUAACUUAUUCGACAGAAUCGUUGAUUCUCGCUCAAAGAUUGCACAUGCGAGGUAACAACAAUGGGGAAUUGCUGGCGCAACAUUUCAAAACGUAUAUGGCGUUCCUACUACAAGAACAUUAUCUUGAUACAUCCGGGUUGUCGGAAAUAUUUACUUUGUGCUGGCCAGCCGUACCGGAGAACGAAACUACGGCGAGGAUGUAUGCUUUGGCGCUGGCUAAUUGUUCGUUCCUGUUUUUCUGGAGCGGUUUCGAGGCGGCGCAACACUGCGUCCUCAACAAGCUUCGCACUUCUCUCGGGAAGCCGCAGGAGACAUUUACUUCGAUCGAGAGCGCCCUGAAGAUUCUAGCUCGCGAGAUAUCGUGCCACAAUGUGAUCGACGUGGUGAAGAGGCAGCAGGGAUUGGAGAGGCAGCAGGGAUUAGAUCGUAUUUUGCACGAGCACACGCGAGUGCGGCUCUUCGUCGAAUUUCUGGAACAUCUGGAGAGGGCGAUUCACAAUGCGGCCGACGGUUGCGCGAUGGCGCUCUUGCCGCUGUCAAAACCGGUGAGAACCUUCUUCCAUACGAACAAGUCAACGUGUAAGGAAUGGCUGAAUCGCAUACGAUUGGCUUUGUGCGUGGUCUCGUUGCACUCGGGUCUGGCGACGAGUGCGCUGCGAAACGGCCAGAGGUUACUGGAGGAUCUGAGCAAUGCCGAUAAUACGCAAGGCAUCGAGUUCGAGAGGGCAACAUUGUGGACGGCACAGGCGAUGGUCGUGCUCGGUGAAGCGGAGGCAUUGCAGGGACUCUACGUGUACACCAGGAGCAAGGACAGGCAAUUUCCGUGGCUGAAAGCGGCGAUGGAGGAGGCCGCAGGACGUUACGAGUCAGCGACGGAUGUCUACAGGCAGAUCAUCGUUGAUGAUCAUGCUCAUGUUAAAAUCUCGAAAGACGACGAUGAGAGCUGCAGAGCCGCCGCGAGACUCGAGAGCGACAAUCAAGUGCUGGGCUUUUGCAUGCAAAGACUUUCCCACUGUUAUAAAGCGGUCAGCGACUGGUCCGGAUUAGUGGAAUGGAAAUCACGAGAGACCGAGAUGCUGGCGCAAGACAAUUACGCUGCCCUGAGAAGGCAGCAGAUCACCGAGAGCAUCGUUCCGCAGCAGGCGGAUUGUUUGAAAAAGUUCGAGGAGGGCGAAUUGGUCUCCUUUGACGAGUUGAUGAAUUGGAACCUACUGGACGAGGAGAAGAAAAGUAGUUGGAGCUGCGCGAAAACGUUGGUGGCUUGCAGCAACAGUUUGACGAACGUCGCGCUCAAGAUUCGCCUCGCCAACGGCGAGAACGGCCUCGACGACUCUUUUGAUGGCAGCGAGAUUAUCGAAAGAUGUCAAAAGGUCGCGGCCAAGAUGAUGCAGGACGGAUUGCGAAACAUGCCGUCGGAGUAUCUCAGUGACGCUAUACUGCUCCAGUAUUCCGCGACGGGGUUGAAGAAUUUAUCGCGCGGCAAAAAGAAUAAGAACGUUUUCGAAUUGUACAAGGUUGAUAAAGUUAAUAAUAUCAAUUCGAGUAUUUUAACGCAAGUCUUGUGGUGGUCCGAGUAUCUGGGGCAAACGUGCGACAGCGGCUCUACGGAGGUGGACAGUUUACGAUUACAUGUUAUCAGAACGGCCAGGAAAGAAGGCAACUUUAAUUUAGCGAAACGAGAGAUGGUCAAGUAUUUGAAAUCGGAGCAAGAUUUGAUUCGACUCAAAAAUUCGACCGCUUGCACUUUUACCGAGAUCACAAGCAGCAUGCUGAACGAUGGGCCUGUCCAUGUGAAAUGGACCAAGAGCAGUAUGCGGGCGUUCAGGGAAUUAUCAAAAUUAUUAUAUGACAUGGAGAACACGAACGAGGCUUUGCGAAUGUGCUGUGUGACCGCGCUGGGAAUCUCGCAGGCGAUCGUCAGCGGCGAGCAGUCGGCCGAUUUACGGGAUACGGGAACCAAGCUCUUGCUUACCCUAGGUAAAUGGAUACAGCAGGACACAAACGUGAACGAAAAUCCUCAGCUGGAGGAAUUGCUCAGGUUCGAAGCUAUGCACAACGAUGGCUUGAUGGACAAACUGUUUGGCGAGACGAUCGAUCUGAUUCCUACGUCGGACAUGAUAAUCGGUAAACUGAUGCAACUUGGCGUGAAUCAGUGUCCGGACUUGCCGCGCGCCUGGUCCAGUUUCGCCGCCUGGUGCUACAAGUGGGGCCGGAAGAUCGUCGACAAUUCCAAUUCUGGUCAAUUAACGGAUACCGACCGGAUAAACAUACAGUCCUUAUUGCCGAUGGACAUAGCCGAAACUGAACUCGACACAAUUUUCUCUAUAUUAAGCCAGAAUAAGACAAUACCCGAGGACGAGGGCGAUAUCGACAUGAACGAUAUAAAUACAUCCGAUAUGAUAGAGACUCAGUUGAGGAACGUGUCGGUCCUAAGUCACGUCAGUAAUGAACAUCUCGGUAUGCUGGUCGACAUUUGGCGACAGGCACAGAAGAGGAUCUAUUCGUAUUACGAACUUUCGGCGAACGCGUACUUCAAAUAUCUGCAAUUGGCGAAUAACGACGAUAGCAACGAGUGCGACACCAUCACGGCAACGUUGAGACUACUGCGACUCGUGGUGAAACACGCUCUGGAAUUGCAAAACGUCCUUGAGGCCGGUCUCUCGACGACCCCGACCGCACCAUGGAAGGAGAUUAUACCGCAGUUGUUUUCGAGGCUCAGUCAUCCCGAGGCGUACGUGAGGACUCAGGUAUCCGAGCUGUUGUGCCGAGUGGCAGAAAAUACGCCGCAUUUGAUCAUGUUCCCGGCCGUGGUGGGCGCGGUGUCCGGCCAGAAGAAGAUUUAUGACAAGGUCGUUUACGAGAAACCCGACGAUAGUGACAACAACUCGCAGAAUAAUGAUAUAGAAUUGAACGAAGGCGAAGAGGAGACGGCAGCGCAGCAAGCAAUUGCGUGCAACGAUCAACAACACGAGAGUUUCAUGGAUUCCUAUUUCUCGCAAUUGGUCGAUUGUCUCUCGAAUCGCAUACAAGAUUCGGUAGUUCAAGUGAAGGUGCUAGUGAAGGAGCUCAGACGAAUCACGUUGCUGUGGGACGAGCUGUGGUUGGCAACGUUGUGUCAACAUCACACGGAGAUUACCAAACGAUUUGAGCAGCUGGAGAUUGAGAUUCAGCGGGUGCAGGACAAUGUCUGGCUUACGCUCGAAGACAAGGAUAAAUUGAUCGCGGAGAAGCAUAGGAUCAUUUUGAAACCGAUUACAUUUAUACUAGAGAAUCUGCUGUCUAUGACGUCCGUACCUGCCGAGACGCCGCACGAGAAAACCUUUCAGGAGAAAUUUGGUGCUUCCAUAGAGGAAGUGAUAAAUCGACUCAACAAUCCCAAGAAUCCGGCAAAGCCUCAAAUGGCAAGUUUGGCCUUGAAGCACUUGGAAACCAAGUUGGCGCAACGCGUGCACCGACGAGCCGCUUAUUCUCUGUCAAUGACGGACAUUAGUCCUGUCCUGGCCAAUCUCAAGGACACUCGCAUUGCCAUGCCGGGCGUAGCUGCCAUCGAUAAUAGGAACAUUGUCACCAUCAUGUCGGUAGACAAUAACGUUCAGAUUCUACCGACGAAGACAAAGCCGAAAAAACUGAUAUUCCACGGAUCCGAUGGUCACGUUUAUACGUAUCUGUUUAAGGGACUGGAGGACCUGCAUCUGGAUGAGAGAAUAAUGCAAUUCCUGAGCAUAUGUAACACCAUGAUGUCAAAGAAUAGCGAUACCAAGGUUUAUAGGGCGCGCCAUUAUUCGGUGAUUCCAUUGGGCCCUAGAUCCGGUCUCAUUCAGUGGGUCGACGGCGUGACGCCACUGUUUAUACUCUACAAGCGAUGGCAGCAGCGUGAGUGUGCUGUCAUCAGCAAGACUAGUGGCGGCAAUUCUACGAUUAUGCGACCGUCAGAGUUGUUUUAUAACAAGUUGACACCGUUACUCAAAGAGUGCGGGAUCGGUUUGGAGAAUCGCAAGGAGUGGCCUAUUCACGUACUGAAAAAAGUCUUGGAGGAAUUGAUGAGGGAGACUCCGAAAGAUCUACUAGCUAAAGAGAUUUGGUGUAACAGUAUCAACGCCGGCAGCUGGUGGCAAGCUACCAAGAACUACUCGUAUUCCGUUGCGGUUAUGUCCAUCAUUGGUUACAUCAUAGGUUUAGGCGACAGACAUUUGGACAAUGUUCUCGUUGAUCUUAACACCGGCCAAGUUGUGCACAUUGAUUACAAUGUCUGCUUCGAGAAAGGAAAAACUCUACGUGUCCCGGAAAAGGUGCCAUUCCGCAUGACACCAAAUAUCAAAACGGCUCUAGGAGUAACCGGAGUCGAGGGUAUAUUUAGGUUCGCUUCUGAGCAUACUCUAAGAGUGAUGCGUAGAGGCCGCGAGACGCUGCUGACUUUGCUGGAAGCGUUCGUCUACGAUCCUUUGGUAGAUUGGCGGGCGGGUGCGGACACCAGCAUAGCAAGUUACGGCGCUUGCCAGGCCAGAGCGAGAUGCACCGGCGUUGGAAGGAAACAACUGGAGCAGGAGCUCACGCGUGCAAUGUUUGCAGUGAGAACGGCGGAGAUGCGCGCCGAGUGGCUGGCUAAUCGAGACGAAUUGGCUAAAACUUUGCCGCUACUGUGCCAUCACUUGAACAGUUGGAUCGAGGCGACCGAAGCAUCGCGUCAAUGUCAGGAUUUACUGCAGGACCGACAUCAGCAGCUCGGGCUAGUGAAGGAGGCGCAGGCGAUCGGUCGGAAUCAUGCGUUAUACUCGGUAGUGAAGCGAUACAAUUCGUUCAAGCGUGCGCGAGACUCUCACGAGAAGGCAAAGGCAGACUUGAAGGAGAAGAUAGAAGAGUGUGAGAAACAGAUUAAUAUGCAUAAUAUCGCGCUGGCCGCCGUGCGAGGAUCCCAAUUAGGACAGUGGCAUGCGGAAUUGGGAGCCUUGGCCACUCAACAAGAUCACGUAGUGUUCGACCUUGUGAAGGAGUUUCUGCAGAACGCCGGACAAAGUCAGAUGAUAGUGCAAUGCGAGCAGUCGGAGAACGAGCUGAUGCAACUGGCCACCGACCAGGCUUUCUCCAUAACCAAAUGUAUAGAUCUGUUGACUCAAUAUUCCGCCAUCUGCAACCUAUACCCUCUUAGUAUUCUGUCGCAACAUCGUACCGUGCUCUAUCACACUUGGGCGAACGAGCUGUUAGCCUCGGGCACCGUCGAGGCGUGCCGUGAGGUCAUGGCGCGAUUCGAAGCGAGUUUAAAUCCAAUCAAUCCAAGCAAUCCGAGCAUUCAGCAGAUAAUAACUUUCUCGUAUCAGAUGGAAGCGAUCUUGAACGAAUAUAGUGAGAGAUACAAGAAAGCUUACGAGAGGAUGAUAUCCGAAGGCUUGCCGGAAGCCAAGAAUAGAAUCGAGAAGGCGUACACGGAGUCAAGGGCGCAAAUUACGGGAUUUCUGCGGCGAGAGAAAGGCGCAGAGAGAGCAUUCGAAUGCGUCAAUAUCACUGCGCUAUGCGCCUUAAACAAGCGGUACCUGAUGAUGGAGGGCGCUGCCAAAUGCGCCGGAGAUUGCUUGGUGGAUCUUACGUCCCGCGAGGGAGACUGGUUUCUCGACGAGAUGCGUCUGAUGUCGUCAUUGAUUGCCGAAUUGGUCACGUUGAUACCACAGAGUCACAAGACGAACAAUGAUCCCAAGAUUCCGCUGAUACUCAAGUGUCUGAAAAGCGCCGAUUGUAUUUACAAAGGUUUGCAAGAACUCAAUUACAACUUCCAAACCAUUAUAUUGCCGGAAGCGAUGAAGACCAUCAUCACGGAGGAGCCGAGCGUGAUGCGGAUGAUAAACGAACUCGGCGAGAUCAUAAUACUGACCGGAAUACCGCUCGGUGAUAUUCUAGCGCAGCUCGAGAUGCAUCUUCGAUUCACCGUCAUGGAGAUGGAGAGCCCGCAUGCGGUAGUACAGAGUAUAGUGACUAACAUGAGAGUACGAUUCGAGGCAUUACUAUCGCGACAGGCGGAAGUUCAGGAUUUGAGCCAGGAGGAAACUCUAACGCCAGGUCAGAUGUUGCUAAUGGGGUUCAACGGUUUGUUUGAGAAACUGCAAAUGGAAGGUAACACUUUGGUGGCUACCCUGAGCGCUUUGGACAUCCCGACGAAUUGGAAGAAGAUUGAUCAGAUACGCGAGGCUAAGGAGAUGUCGGCACCCAUCUUCAACAAGGCUGCCCGACAAGUUCUCGAGGAUAUAUUUCUGAUCAAGAGGUUGCACACGAUACAAGAGUUCUUCAUGAUGUGCAGGGACAUUGCUAUUGCGUUCAAGGGCGGAUUGGCGAACGUGUAUGACGAUGAACGGCUUAACAAGCCUGUCCGAGUGUUCACGGCCGAUUACGUUUCAAGGCAAUUGCUCGGGGUGACGUCACAGACAUUAGCGAUCGCCCUGUGUUUCCUGUUGCAGCGAACGGGCUUGAAUGUAACUACCGAGAUCGAGCAGAGAGAUAUUGGAGCGGAGAGCAAGGUCUCGCUGGAGGAGUUGUGUCGGAAGAUGGUGGAUCUGUGCGUGAAGAGAGGAUUAUUCUCAGGCUCGGUCUUGACGCAAGCGAGCACGUUGAAUAGCACUUUGGAAAGUGCCUGGCGACGAAAACAGGCUGCUGGAUUGGCGGAGCAGAGCGCCGAGGUAGUAAAAGUCAGUCUUCACAGACUUCAAGUUCAGCAGACAGCUUAUCAUUGGUUGCACGAGGAUAUUCUAAUGAUGAGGCCCAAUAUGAAUCCAAUGAAUCCAAUGAGCCCGAUGCAUCCCAUGAAUCAUAUGAAUCGCCCUACCUUCAUGCUCGAGUUACGAAAAAAGGCGGCGACACUGUCCAAUUUACAGUCUCGAGUAUGCGAAGCACGUGAGCAACAACAGAAUCUCGUUUCGAGUGCUAUACAACGUCUCAAGUGGGCUGCCGGCGCCAAUCCAGCGCUGGGCGAAGUCAUGUCCGCAUUCGACAACGCGGUGUUGUCAUCAUCCGAUAAGUUGACUAGACAGCAUAAUUUAGCCGCGAUGGUAGUUAAUACGUGCAAUUCCAUACUGCACUACGAGGCCCUGAGAACUAGGACGUCGGAGAGUGUGACGCACGACGCUAAUCUGGUCAAAUUGAUCAGGCAUUGGGAGGAGAGCUGUAUACUGACGGUCAAUCUCAACAUCACCGUUACCAUGACGGAGGAGAGUCUCGUGCGACUGCUGCAGCUAGAAAACAAUGUGGACGCCACGUGGUUGAAGCAGGCUGAGAAAAUGGUGUCCGAGGCAAUAAUCGACACCCAGAAGAAGCUGCAGGAGAAACAAGAGGCUCUCUUCACGGCCGAAGACUAUUUGAGGGAGCGAGUGAUGAAUCUGCAGAACGUACUCGCCGAGCAUCACCGACUAAUGUCGGAUGUUAGAGCGUUGCUAAAGACAAUGGCCAAGCAGGAGAACAUCGACGGUCUGCAAGACUUUCUAUUCGCUUAUCGAUCCUUCACGGAGAACAUUUCGGCGGUGGUGAAGGAACUGGAAGCCGAGAAUUUCGACUCCGCUCGCGGUAUGGCGAUGAAGGAAGAAUUGGAGGCGAUGACGAUUCAAGUGCCCAGUCUGUACAAUCAAUUACUGGAUUUUGCGAACCAGCGCAAGCUGAAUUCGGGGCUGAAGGGCGGCGCCGAGAAGCGGGCCGCGAGCCAUUUGCUGAGGAAGAGGAAGAAGAGGAAGAAGGGUAAUAAGCUGAUACGGGAGCAGGAUAGUGUAGGGCGCCUGAGCCCGAGAAAGGGGACACCGAUCCGGGCCAGAGAUCCGACUACGGGCAAGGCUGUGCAAGAACGAAAUGCCUACGCGCUGAACGUGUGGCGUCGCGUGCGUAUGAAGCUGGAGGGCCGCGACCCGCAACCGUCGCGCAAGUACACCACGGCCGAACAGGUGGAAUACGUGAUACGUGAAGCGCAGAGCAACGAUAAUCUGGCCUUGUUGUACGAGGGCUGGACACCGUGGGUCUGAACGGACGACGGUUGGCGCUCGCGCGCCCCGAUGGCUCGACACUCUUCUCACACGGUACUCAAAUUAACGUAUCGUUGUGCCUGCGUCGCUCUACGUUGCCGUAGGAAGCAAAACGCUCCGUUCGAAACCAGCUGAUCUGCGGAGUGAUCCGGGGCAGAAAUGUCAUCCGGGAAAUAAGUCGGUUUUACAGCUCGAUCGCGGCAUCGAUCUUUCCAACGCGACAAUUGAAAAUCCACUAUACCCCGAGAGUGCAGUGCCGAUUCUAUAGUUGUCUCAAAAACGAAGUUGACGCGCUUGCGAUCUGUUACAUUACAUUUAAAGAUAACGAGUGCUUCUAGCUUUUCUUUUUCUCUCCUUUUUUUUCCCCCUUGUCUUCUUUGUUUCAAAGGGAGCGAGAAUCUGAUGAAUAUAUAUGUAUGUACAAUAUUCUAUUUAUCCGAGCACGGAUAAAUAGCACUCUUUUGGGAGUCACGAAUUUUUGGGGGAAAUGUAGAAUCGGCCACACUUCAUCCAUACGCUAAUGGUGUAGUCGCGAGAAGUUCGGCUGAUGACGAUAUUGACGGGAAGUCCGAUCAUGAUGAUGUGAUGGAUGAUCGUAAAUCUCGAUCGUUGAUCGUUAUUACGAUAAAUGGUCAACAUUCACCGCAUGAUGGCACGAGCUUGCCGUCGUGUAAUGCCAUCGUGUCAGGAAAAGAAUACCUGGCAUUUUAAACGAUACAUCUGAAUCGGGUGUUGCACCGAUGUAACAUUUUAAAUCUAGAUAUACGUACGAUGUAUACGCGAGCAUACUUACCGAUUAA